This is a messenger RNA of Dimorphilus gyrociliatus, 1501 nucleotides long. The record is from the annotation of a GenBank genome assembly. Lineage: Eukaryota; Metazoa; Annelida; Polychaeta; Dinophilidae.
AAAAAACUUAAUUAUAAUUAUAUCUGUGAUAUUUGAUAUUUGUUAGUAGAGGUGGUGGGGUAGGAAGUACAGGAGAGAGGAUGACGUCACUAGCUCUUAAAAUUUUUUUAUAUAAAUAGAGUUCAGUCGGGGGGGGAAACGGCAGAGACCUCAUAACUUACGAAAGAAGAUGAAUGAAACCGGUAGCUCUGCGAUAGGUGAAUUGAUUAUCAGACUUCAUAUUUAUUAUCUACCAUUAAUAAUUGUUUUUGGUCUGUUGGGUAAUCUUCUAUCGGCGAUUGUAUUCCUUUUUUCAAAUCUCAAUCAAUUUUCAUCAAGCGUCUAUUUAUCUGCUUUAUCAUUAGCUGAUAUAUGUUUUCUGUUGUGUUUAUUUUUGAAUUGGCUACUAUGGAUAGGUACAGAUUUAAUUAACUAUGAAGUAUGUUGUCAACUAUUUGCGUAUAUAUCACAUGUUAGCUCUUCACUAUCAUUCCUGUUUAUUCUUGCCUUUACUGUUGAACGUUACGUAGUAGUACUUCUUCCCUUACAUAAGUUUGUAUGGUGUACAAUUGGAAGAGCUCGAAAAAUUAUCUACAUUCUAGUUGCUCUGUGCCUUGUUCUACAAAUGAUACAUAUAUUCUCGAGCGAAGUUAAAGUUAAAAAUGAAUAUAACGAAACAAAGCGAAUAUGUGAGCCUAAAAAGAGUUUUCGCUAUCACUUAAAUUUUUUUGUCCUCUUUGACUCAAUUAUAACUUUUUUUCUUCCAUUUUUUGUAAUAUUAGUAGCCAAUUUUCGUAUUUGCGUUCGAAUAUGGAUGACGAUGAGAAGACGCGACGAAAUGACAACAAUACCAGCUUCUCAAAGACAAGAACUGCGAAUAACUGUACUAUUAGUUUUUGUUUCUGUAACAUUUUUUGUAUUAAAUGCCCCUGCUCACGCAUUUAAAUUAGCCGCUGUUGUCCAUACUGUACGGGAUACUCAUAGCGCCUAUGGUCCAUUAACUAUAAACCUUCAGAGUUUAUCAAAUCUUCUCUACUACACUAGUCACGCUGUCAACUUCCUUCUAUACUCUAUUGGAGGGAAUACAUUUAGACAAGCCCUCCUCAACUACGGAAGAAGACUUUUUCAACUGCAAAGGCAUUCAAGCUAUGCUGAAAGCAAUCGCCAAACGUUAUUAACACCCAAUCACGGUUCACGCUCCAGUAAUAGAAAGAACAGACAAAAUAUGGGAUCGGCAAUCUAAAAAUUCAUGAAGAGAUUGUUAAAAAAUUAUUAUUCAAUGUAUAACUGUCACUGUACCUGACAGUUAUUUCAUUUUACCUAAACAUUCAUUGCUUGUCAUAUUUAUAGUCCAAUCAUCAAUUUGUCGUUAAAACGAAACAAUUUUUUUUUUACGAUUUAAAUCUCAUUUAUAAAUGUUUCUGCAAAAAUUUAUAUUCAAUGUUCUAUAAAUAAAUACGUAAUUAUAUAUUUUGUGUAGAUGUGCUUAGAAUCUUUUACUAUCGAAUAAAAUUAACGUUUG